CACAAAGCCCAGCCGGGCACAGCUGCCCAGAAGGCCCGUCCGGGGGGCGGCCAAGGAGCAGGACCCCCGGCCCGGCGGGACCAUGCGGCUCCUCCUGCUCGUCUCCUCCGGCCUCAGCGUCCUGGGCUCGGGGCUCCACACCCCGGCCUCUCCCACCGACCAAGAUUUAGGAUCGGGGAAUGUGGCUACAGUGGGCCCCCGGGGCUUUCUCUUCAACAAGGGCGGAAACGAAUAUGAUCCCAUCCCUGAGCUCGGCGCUGAGGAGGAACACACAUCCAACCUCUCCAAUAAAACCUUCGAUUCCCGGAAACAGCAAGUGAGCCCCAUCUCGGAGGACGCCGCGAGCUACCUGACCAGCCGGUGGCUGACGCGCUUCGUCCCCGUGCUCUACACCGUGGUGUUCGUCGUGAGCCUGCCGCUCAACGCGAUGGCCAUCGUGGUGUUCCUCUGGAAGAUGAAGGUCAAAAAACCGGCCGUGGUCUACAUGUUGCACCUGGCCACGGCCGACGUCUUGUUCGUCAGCGUCCUUCCCUUUAAGAUCGUCAACUAUUUUUCGGGAAACGACUGGGCCUUCGGGUCUGGGAUGUGCCGCUUUGUCACGGCCGCAUUCUACUGCAACAUGUACUGCUCCAUCUUGCUCAUGACGGCCAUCAGCGUGGACCGUUUCCUGGCCGUGGUCUACCCCAUGCAGUCUCUGUCCUGGCGCACCCUGGGCAGGGCCGCCUUUGCCUGCCUGGUCAUCUGGCUGGUCGCAAUAGCAGGCGUCACCCCGCUGCUGCUCAAGGAGCAGACUGUGGACAUCCCCGGCUUAAACAUAACCACCUGCCACGACGUGUUAGAGGCGGGAAAGUUUCGCGACUUCUACGCUUACUACUUCCCCGUUUUCUCUUUGGUCUUCUUUUUCGUGCCUUUAAUCAUCUCCUCAGUCUGCUACGUGUCUAUCAUUCGAUGCCUCGGCGCUUCUUCGGUCUCUAACCAGAGCAAGAAGACUCGGGCUCUGUUCCUGUCUGCGGCCGUCUUCUGUAUCUUCAUCCUUUGCUUCGGACCCACCAACGUCCUUCUGAUAACUCAUUAUUUGUCAUUUCUUAAUAGCGCCAGAGCCGAGGCUGCCUACUUUGCUUAUCUCCUCUGUGUCUGUGUCAGCAGUGUGAGUUGUUGCAUUGACCCGCUGGUUUAUUAUUACGCCUCUUCAGAGUACCAGAGAUAUCUCUAUCAACUCCUGCACUGCAAGGACGGUGCUGAGGCCGGCAGCUUCAGCAGCAGUGGCCAGUUGGUGGCCAAGGCUAGUAAAAUGGACACUUGCUCCAGUAGCGUGAAUAACAGCAUAUACAAAAAGCUCUUAACUUAGAAGGGUUUUGAAUCAGGAUUCAGCCUGCAGCCUUCAGACUCCCUUUAGCCCCUGACAAAACACCUCUUUCAACAGCUGCGACAACCAGUCCAUGAUUUGUGUGCAAUUUCCCCCGAGUCACAGGGUUUGUUAAUAGGACUUUGGAAAAGUGGGCAUACAGAGCAGAGGAACGAAAGGCCAGGCUGUUGGAGAGAAGAGCAUUUGCCUCUGCCGUUGAAAAGUUGAAUGCUGUUUUCAGGUACAUUCGGCUCAGGGAAUGGGCACUUCAAACCCUGUUUUCUGUUUUUGAGUUAAAACAGAAACAACUUCUCUGACUGAAAAUGCAAAAUAGAAGUUAGUCCUGAUGAGUUUUUGUUUAAAGUUAGGAACUGUCCCGGGGCUUCUGUUAUUUAAAAAACAGCCAUCUGCUUGACCCUAGAGGGUCUUGAAGCCGGAACUCGAAAUGUGUAAAAAUUCAUCUGUGGAAGGCUUUGGGUCUCAGACCUCUGCCUUAGAGAGGUAGGCAGGCCUAGAACUGGGAAACUCUCAUCCCAGCUCUACCACUGGCCUGCUGUGGGACCUUGGGUGUGUCACUUCACUUCUCAGUGCCUAUUUCCUUAUCUGCGAAAAUAGGGAUAAGAUACAUGCUUUCCCUACCUCUUAGGCUGUGACGCUCUUGCGAGAGGGGGACCGUGUCCAAUAUGAUUAACCUGUACCUGUUCCAGUAUACUGGCACGGAGAAACACUUAAUACCAUUAUUGUUAUUGUAUCACAAAUGAAAGGGAUUCGGAGGCAUUGGGGACUUUGGAAACCAUCUGCUGGCAGAAUGUAAACUCUACAGUGAUAAGAAGUUGAAGUCCAUUUCCCCACCCAGCCAUUAAGCUACUAGAGAUCAAAGACUGUGACAUGUUUUCUCCCUUAUGACUUCCGCACUGUGCCUAGUCCUAAAAUCUGCCCUCAACCCAUUGCAUCGACUCCUCCCAUAGUGGAGUGGUUCCAUUCUCACCAAACCCACCCGAGAGAAACUCAUGCUGUAGUAAGCACAGUGUCCAAACACUGUGCACAUGCACAAAUCCUUUCUUCUGACAUUCCACCUCAUCACACCCAGAUGGACGCCUGUUGUUGGAUGGACAUUCCAUAAUGUUCUAAUGGCAUUCUUGACAAAAUACAUUAUGAUAAUACACUUUGUGGCAGAAUUGGGUGUACUACUGCAUGAAUCUAAAUCCAUCAACCAGAUGAAUAGCUUUGCAGAGCUAAAGGAAGUUUUCCGACUAUGGAUAACAAAUUGAAAACUGAUCUGUACAGCAAGAAAACCGCAGAGGCAAUCAGUAGUAUUUAUUGAGUAUCUAUUGUGUGCAGAGCAGUAUUUUAAGUGCUUGGGAGAGUACAAUAGUUAGCAUCAAAACAUACCAAGCCCCCACUGAUAGGCCAGUAGUUCACCACUACAAUCACAGUUUGGGAGUGGGAUAGUAACGAGCGCUACUGUGCAUCCAACUUUGACCUUAUCCUUGAUCUAUUUUGACCCGAUCGCUCCAUUUGCGGGCUGGGACCACUUGCAAAGCUUUGUUACCUACAAAGCUCCCUGCAGCAGAUGACUGAAGAGGAAGGAAGCUGGUCAAGAUGAUUGGGUGGAGAAGUCAAGGCCUGCAAGGGGGCUCUCUGGGCCUUUGGACAGUGAACCCAAAAGACAAGAAAGCCCAGCAGCUUUCCUUCCUCCCUACUUUCAUUUAAUCAUAUUUAUUGAACACUGUGUGCAGAGCACUGUAUUAAGCAUUUGGGAGAGUACAGUACAACAAU
Messenger RNA from Tachyglossus aculeatus (Australian echidna), 3124 nucleotides. RefSeq names its product coagulation factor II thrombin receptor (gene F2R). The transcript has 2 exons. Gene Ontology annotation, molecular function: thrombin-activated receptor activity. The coding region runs from base 83 to 1348 and encodes 421 amino acids. Gene Ontology annotation, cellular component: membrane. The record is from RefSeq and is a predicted model, not a curated record. Gene Ontology annotation, biological process: positive regulation of blood coagulation; positive regulation of Rho protein signal transduction; blood coagulation. Lineage: Eukaryota; Metazoa; Chordata; Mammalia; Monotremata; Tachyglossidae.